CCAUUUACAGCUAUACACUUGCACAUUGAAAAAGAAAGCUAAAGCUUCCAAUCUCUAGAGAGAGAGAAUAAAAAAACCAUUUUUUUUCUACUGUUACACUCUCUUUCUGUCGGUCAAUUCGAUCCAAAUCUCUUUUAUUUAGUUCUGAAUCUUGUUUCAUUGUCUCAUUACUUCACUUGGGAUUCAUUGCUCAAUUGGGUUCUGUCUCUUUCCUUCACUUUCCCUUGUUGGGGUGUUUUGAUCCAGCUCCUGGCUUCAUUGCCCACAGAAUUUCAUUGAUGAAUCUCAUUUGGUGACAAAGCAAGGAUUUUUGAGCUCUUAUGCAGAUCCAGAUUUCAAUUGUAGUAUAAAGGAGCUGGUUCUGGAGUGGGACUAGGAGUGGAUAAGAAGAAAGGAAUAAGAAAGUGCAUGAGGGUUUAAAUUAAUGUGUGGAUCUUGUUGAGCUUGAAGUACCACUUGUUCCAUUUUAUUGGAAUCUGGACAGAGCUAAGUUGGAGCUUAUGAUGGAGUCAGAUGGGGAAGCUGGGGAAAAGUCAAUGAAGGCAUUGGGUGGCAAAGUCUGCCAGAUAUGCGGCGAUAACGUCGGGAACACUGUGAGUGGUGAACCAUUCAUUGCUUGCGAUGUCUGCGCUUUCCCUGUCUGCAGGGCGUGCUAUGAGUAUGAAAGGAAGGAUGGGAACCAGUCUUGCCCCCAGUGCAAAACUCGGUACAAGAAGCACAAAGGUAGUCCUGCUAUUCUUGGAGACCAGGAGGAUGUUGGCACUGAUGAUGGUGCCAGUGACUUCAAUUACAAUUUAGAAAAUCAGAGCCAAAAGCAAAAGAUUGCAGAGCGUAUGUUGAGCUGGCAAAUGGCAUAUGGUCGAGCUGAGGAGGUUGGUGCUCCAAAUUAUGAUAAGGAAGUUUCUCACAAUGACAUCCCUAUGCUGACCAGUGGAACACAGGUAUCUGGAGAAUUAUCUGCGGCCUCACCUGAGAGGAUGUCUAUGGCAUCUCCUGGAGUUGCACGUGGGAAGCGUGUCCACAAUCUUCAAUAUUCAUCUGAACUUAGUCAAUCAUCUAAUAUUAGGUCUGUGGAACCAGGAUUUGGCAAUGUUGCAUGGAGAGAGAGAGUUGAUGGCUGGAAACUGAAGCAAGAUAAAAAUGCUGUUCCAAUGAGCACAGGCCAAGCCACUUCUGAACGAGGAACUGCAGAUAUUGAUGCUAGUACCGAUGUGCUUGUGGAUGAUUCUUUGCUGAAUGAUGAAGCUCGGCAACCUCUCUCCAGGAAGGUUUCCCUCCCAUCAUCUAGGAUAAAUCCAUACCGUAUGGUCAUUGUUCUGCGGCUUAUUAUCCUCUGCAUUUUUUUGCAUUAUCGAAUCACAAAUCCUGUGGAGAAUGCAUAUGCAUUGUGGUUGAUAUCUGUUAUCUGUGAGAUUUGGUUUGCCAUAUCAUGGAUAUUUGAUCAAUUCCCCAAGUGGCUUCCUGUGAACCGUGAAACAUAUCUUGACAGGCUUGCUCUAAGAUAUGACCGGGAAGGGGAACCAUCACAGCUUGCAGCUCUUGACAUUUUUGUCAGUACUGUUGAUCCAUUAAAGGAGCCGCCACUCGUGACUGCCAAUACUGUGCUAUCUAUUCUUGCUGUUGACUACCCAGUAGAUAAGGUCUCCUGUUAUGUCUCUGAUGAUGGUGCUGCUAUGUUGACAUUUGAAGCUCUGGCUGAGACAUCAGAAUUUUCAAGGAAAUGGGUUCCUUUCUGCAAGAAAUAUUCAAUUGAACCCCGAGCACCUGAGUUCUAUUUUUCAAAGAAGAUUGACUACUUGAAAGAUAAGGUUCAACCAUCAUUUGUCAAAGAUCGUAGAGCAAUGAAGAGAGAAUAUGAAGAAUUUAAAAUCCGUGUCAAUGGACUUGUUUCAAAGGCACAGAAAAUUCCUGACGAAGGAUGGGUGAUGCAAGAUGGUACACCUUGGCCUGGAAACAAUACCAGAGACCAUCCAGGAAUGAUCCAGGUUUUCUUGGGCCAAAGUGGAGGACUUGAUACUGAGGGCAAUGAACUUCCACGUUUAGUCUAUGUUUCUCGUGAAAAGCGUCCAGGGUUUCAACAUCACAAGAAGGCUGGUGCCAUGAAUUCACUUGUUCGAGUAUCAGCUGUCCUUACUAAUGGACCUUUCUUAUUGAAUCUUGAUUGUGAUCAUUAUAUAAACAACAGCAAAGCCUUGAGAGAAGCUAUGUGCUUUAUGAUGGAUCCCAACCUUGGGAAAAAUGUUUGCUAUGUCCAGUUUCCACAGAGGUUUGACGGUAUUGAUAAGAAUGAUCGAUAUGCCAACCGUAAUACUGUUUUCUUUGAUAUAAACUUGAGAGGUUUGGAUGGAAUUCAAGGCCCUGUUUAUGUGGGCACUGGAUGUGUCUUUAAUAGAACAGCUUUAUAUGGUUAUGACCCUCCUGUUAAACCCAAGCAUAAAAAGAAUGGGUUGCUUUCUUCACUUUGCGGUGGAGAUCGAAAGAAGAGCUCAAAAUCUCAAAAGAAAGGCUCAAAAAAUAAAAAAUCCAGCAAACAUGCUGACCCAACUGUGCCCGUUUUCAGUCUAGACGAUAUAGAAGAAGGGGUGGAAGGUGCUGAAUUUGAUGAUGAGAAAUCACUAUUGAUGUCACAAAUGAGCCUCGAGAAACGAUUUGGUCAGUCUGCUGUUUUUGUUGCCUCUACACUAAUGGAAAAUGGUGGUGUUCCCCAGUCCGCGACUCCAGAAACACUUCUUAAGGAAGCUAUUCAUGUUAUAAGUUGUGGUUAUGAGGAUAAAACAGAUUGGGGAAAUGAGAUAGGAUGGAUCUAUGGCUCUGUCACAGAAGAUAUUCUUACUGGGUUCAAGAUGCACGCCCGUGGUUGGAGGUCUAUAUACUGCAUGCCCAAGCUUGCAGCAUUCAAAGGUUCUGCUCCUAUCAAUCUUUCAGAUCGUUUGAACCAAGUGCUACGUUGGGCUUUAGGAUCAGUGGAAAUUCUUCUAAGUCGACAUUGUCCUAUCUGGUAUGGCUAUAGUGGAAGGCUAAAGUGGCUCGAACGGUUCGCCUAUGUGAACACCACCAUCUAUCCAAUCACUUCCAUUCCCCUUCUCAUGUAUUGUACCUUACCUGCUAUCUGUCUCCUGACCAACAAGUUCAUUAUUCCACAGAUUAGUAACCUUGCAAGUAUAUGGUUUAUCUCUCUCUUUCUUUCCAUCUUUGCAACCGGUAUCCUUGAGAUGAGGUGGAGUGGUGUUGGAAUUGACGAGUGGUGGAGAAAUGAACAAUUUUGGGUUAUUGGUGGUGUUUCAGCCCAUCUCUUUGCCGUGUUCCAAGGUUUACUCAAAGUGCUGGCCGGAAUUGACACUAACUUCACUGUUACCUCAAAGUCAUCAGAUGAAGAUGGAGACUUCGAAGAACUCUACAUGUUUAAAUGGACAACACUUCUCAUUCCACCCACAACACUUCUCAUCAUUAACAUGGUGGGGGUUGUUGCAGGAAUCUCCUAUGCCGUUAACAGCGGGUACCAAUCAUGGGGUCCCCUCUUUGGUAAGCUUUUCUUUGCAUUUUGGGUGAUUGUCCAUCUCUACCCCUUCCUCAGAGGUCUCAUGGGACGCCAGAACAGAACACCAACCAUUGUGGUGGUCUGGUCCAUUCUGCUUGCAUCCAUCUUUUCACUUUUGUGGGUCCGAAUCGACCCGUUUACAACCAAAGUCACUGGCCCUAAGGUUGAGGAGUGUGGAAUCAACUGCUAGAAAAAGAAAAGGCUGGCAGAUUGAAUAACCUUUCAAGUUUCAACACACCUAGCUCAACCAACAACAAAAAAUGUUGUAAUUGUCUUGCAAUUCUUUCGGUCACAGGUUACAGCUUUUGCUAUUUGUUCAUGCAUUUUUGAAUUAUGAUGUGCAAUUGAUGGUCUAUACAGAAGAAAAUCAUAGAAUCGAAUAAGUUAAUGUUAUUUAUUUAUUUUUUUGAAUACUUUGGAACAUACCUUCAAUUUUUUUUGGAGAAGUUGUAAACUUGUAACAGUUCUUAAACCAUUCAUUAGAAGACCACAUUCUUGUAAACAUCUCUGCAAUCUUGCUGAGUUUUCUUUUUGAUUUCACGGCAAUACAACAUAAGUAACCUCUGCAUGUGCAGACACACACUUUCUCAUA
Lotus japonicus is the source of this 4130-nucleotide messenger RNA. RefSeq names its product cellulose synthase A catalytic subunit 3 [UDP-forming]-like. Gene Ontology annotation, cellular component: plasma membrane; trans-Golgi network. The coding region runs from base 501 to 3728 and encodes 1075 amino acids. Lineage: Eukaryota; Viridiplantae; Streptophyta; Magnoliopsida; Fabales; Fabaceae. Gene Ontology annotation, molecular function: cellulose synthase (UDP-forming) activity. The transcript has 15 exons. The record is from RefSeq and is a predicted model, not a curated record. Gene Ontology annotation, biological process: plant-type primary cell wall biogenesis; cellulose biosynthetic process.